Molecule: messenger RNA, 1646 nt
Organism: Oncorhynchus gorbuscha (pink salmon)
Lineage: Eukaryota; Metazoa; Chordata; Actinopteri; Salmoniformes; Salmonidae
Product: acetylcholinesterase collagenic tail peptide-like
Exons: 18
Coding region: 191-1573 (460 amino acids)
Molecular function (GO): heparin binding
Source: RefSeq, a predicted model, not a curated record
GGGAGAGAAAUAUGAGGAAAUAAUUGCGCUACUUGAAGAGCUUUUAUUUAAGAGACUCUGCAACUAAAAGAUCUCCAGGAGUGGAGUCGACGUGGAUACAGGAUACAGAAUACAGAAUACAGAAUACAGAAUACAGAAUACAGGAUACAGAAUACAGGAUACAGAAUACAGGAUACAGAAUAACCUCAAGAUGGAGAUUGUCUGGAAAGUUCUGUGCCUUCAGCUCCUCCUCUGCCAGACAUGGGCCCUGUCUUCAUACCACCACUUAGACCAUAUGCUCAAUGCUCAAACAGCCCUCAGGUCCUUGGAUGAGCCAAUGAGGUUUGACCCCUGCUGUCUCCUGGCCCCUCCCCCACCCCCACUCUUCCCUCCACCCUCGCUGCUCUGGAAGCGAGGGACUACGGUCGACUACCCAGUGAAAGAGGGAGGAGGAGGAGGAGAGGAGGAGGAAGAGCAGAGGUAUAAACAUCUGCCUGUGAUCCAUGGAUGUAAACCAGGACCCCAGGGACCCCCAGGACCAGAGGGUCCCAGUGGAAUGCCAGGAAUUAGUGGACCGAAGGGAGACAAGGGAGAGAUCGGACGACCAGGGUCAAAGGGUCGUACUGGUCCUCCUGGGUUACCAGGGAGACAGGGACCAGCCGGAUGGCCCGGUCCAGAGGGACCCAAGGGAGAGAAAGGAGAGCUGGGGCUGAUGGGCCUGCCGGGGCUGAGAGGACCACCUGGAACCAAGGGUCUUCCUGGUUAUAAAGGAGAGAAGGGGUCUCGUGGUAAUACAGGCGUUUUAGGACCAAAGGGCAACAAGGGCUCCGUAGGUCUCUCUGGGAUGUUGGGACAGAAGGGUGCGAUGGGAUCGAAGGGAGACCCAGGAAUUUCAGGAAAGAGAGGACCAACUGGCCGACCUGGGAAGAGAGGACAACAUGGUAUGAAGGGUCAGGAUGGAACCCCAGGUCCAAUGGGUCCUACAGGUCCUGCUGGUCCCUCUGGUCAUCCUGGACCCCCUGGACUACCUGCCUCAGGCCUGUACCUGGUAGGGGAGAAGGGAGAUAAGGGUGUAGCGGGAUCUCCAGGUGUCUGUGACUGUAACACCUACGGUGGUAACACCCCUGUGGGAGUCAACACCCCACACUACGGCAGCUACACCCAACGAGGCAACAAAGUCCCUGUGAUCUUUGUAGUGGACAGUGAGGAGGAGUUGGAUCGUCUUCACACGGUCAAUGCCAUCGCCUUCAGGAAGGACCAGAGGUCUCUCUACUUCAAAGACAAAGAUGGCUGGCAGCCCAUACAGGCUCUCCAGUCGACAGAGAAGUUUCCGGAGCGGGUGGGUGUGUGUGGGGACGGACUGGUGCAGAACGGAGAGGAGUGUGAUGAUGGAAACAACGUCGUCACAGAUGCCUGUCUCAAUUGUAGGUGGGCGUACUGUGGAGAUGGAUAUCGUCAUGAGGGCCUGGAGGAGUGUGAUGGAAAUGACUUUGGUUACCAGACCUGCACAUCAUAUCUCCCUGGGUCUUUUGGCCAUCUCAGAUGUACUGGGUCCUGUUCCAUCGAUUCUACUGGUUGCAAAUACUUCACCUGAGCCAAUGAGAAGAUGGCAGCAUUGCAGUAUUACCAAUUGUGAUUGGUCCACCUUCAGCGAGCCUCUCCUUGUU